Coregonus sp. 'balchen' is the source of this 10141-nucleotide messenger RNA. NCBI's taxonomy places the organism in Eukaryota, Metazoa, Chordata, Actinopteri, Salmoniformes, Salmonidae. The record is from the annotation of a GenBank genome assembly.
GGCACACAAGAGAUUCAGUGAAUGCCUCUCCAAAGAGGACAAAAACCUCCCCACCCCCCGAGUGCCCAUGGAGAAAGUCCUUUCACUGCCAGAACUCAAGGUGACAAGAUUGCAAUUGAAAUUCUACUAAAUUACUAAUUCAGGGAGUAAAUUGUUAUUAUUUGUUUUACUUUAACGUUGUUAAAAACAUUUUUGUGUAGCAAAUGUUUGAUUUGCUUUUGUUCCUUAAAGGCCCAGUGCAGUCAAUGUGAUUUUAUUGUUUUCUAUACAUUUCCACACUGAGGUUGCAAUAAUAUUGUGAAAAUGAUAAUGCUCUUUUAGUGUAAGAGCUGUUAGAAAAGCGUUGGCCUUUCCAUGGUUACAUCACCAUGCAGUACAUUUGUUAAUAGUUUUACACUCUCCGCUCAGACCACUCCCAGACAGUCCUAGCAAAAUUCUUGCUUGAGAAAUUGCACUUUGCUAAGAAAAUACAGUUGAAGUCGGAAGUUUACAUACAGUUAGGUUGGAGUCAUUAAAAAUAGUUUUUCAACCACUCCACAAAUUUCAGGUGAACAAACUAUAGUUUUGGCAAGUCGGUUAGGACAUCUACUUUGUGCAUGACACAAGUAAUUUUUCCAACAAUUGUUUACAGACAGAUUAUUUCACUUAUAAUUCACUGUAUCACAAUUCCAGUGGGUCAGAAGUUUACAUACACUAAGUUGACUGUGCCUUUAAACAGCUGGGAAAAUUCCAGAAAAAUAUGUCAUGGCUUUGGAAGCUUCUGAUAGGCUAAUUGACAUCAUUUGAGUCAAUUGGAGGUGUACCUGUGGAUGUAUUUCAAGGCCUACCUUCAAACUCAGUGCCUCUUUACUUGACAUCAUGGGAAAAUCAAAAGAAAUCAGCCAAGACCUCAGAAAAAUAAUUGUAGACCUCCACAAGUCUGGUUCAUCAUUGAGAGCAAUUUCCAAACGCCUGAAGGUACCACGUUCAUGUGUACAAACAAUAGUACGCAAGUAUAAACACCAUGGGACCACGCAGCCGUCAUACCGCUCAGGAAGGAGACGCGUUCUGUCUCCUAGAGAUGAACGUACUUUGGUGCGAAAAGUGCAAAUCAAUCCCAGCAGCAAAGGACCUUGUGAAGAUGCUGGAGGAAACAGGUACAAAAGUCUCUAUAUCCACAGUGAAACGAGUCCUAUAUCGACAUAACCUGAAAGGCCGCUCAGCAAGGAAGAAGCCACUGCUCCAAAACCGCCAUAAAAAAGCCAGACUACGGUUUGGAACUGCACAUGGGGACAAAGAUUGUACUUGUUGGAGAAAUGUCCUCUGGUCUGAUGAAACAAAAAUAGAACUGUUUGGCCAUAAUGAUCAUCAUUAUGUUUGGAGGGAAAAGGGGGUACCUUGCAAGCCGAAGAACACCAUCCCAACCGUGAAGCACGGGGGUGGCAGCAUCAUGCUGUGGGGGUGCUUUGCUGCAGGAGGGACUGGUGCACUUCACAAAAUAGAUGGCAUCAUGAGGAAGGAAAUGUAUGUUGAUAUAUUGAAGCAACAUCUCAAGACAUCAGUCAGGAAGUUAAAGCUUGGUCGCAAAUGGGUCUUCCAAAUGGACAAUGACCCCAAACAUACUUCCAAAGUUGUGGCAAAAUGGCUUAAGGACAACAAAGUGAAGGUAUUGGAGUAGUCAUCACAAAGCCCUGACCUCAAUCCUAUAGAAGAUUUGUGGGCAGAACUGAAAAAGCAUGUGCGAGCAAGGAGGCCAACAAACCUGACUCGGUUACACCAGCUCUGUCAGGAGGAAUGGGCCAAAAUUCACCCAACUUAUUGUGGGAAGCUUGUGGAAGGCUACCCGAAACGUUUGACCCAAGUUAAACAAUUUGAAGGCAAUGCUACCCGAGUGGCGCAGUGGUCUAAGGCUAGAGAUCCUGGUUCGAAUCCAGGCUCUGUCGUAGCUGGCCGGGAGACCCAUGGGGCGGCGCACAAUUGGCCCAGCGUCGUCCAGGGUAGGGGAGGGAAUGGCCGGCAGGGAUGUAGCUCAGUUGGUAGAGCAUGGUGAUUGCAACGCCAGGGUUGUGGGUUCGAUUCCCACGGGGGGCCAGUAUGAAAGAUUAAAAAAAAAAUGUAUGCACUCACCAACUGUAAGUCGCUCUGGAUAAGAGCGUCUGCUAAAUGACUAAAAUGUAAAUGUAAAUACUAGUUGAGUGUAUGUAAACUUCUGACCCACUGGGAAUGUGAUGAAAUAAAUAAAAGCUGAAAUAAAUAAUUCUCUCUACUAUUAUUCUGACAUUUUACGUUCUUAAAAUAAAGUGGUGAGCCUAACUGACCGAAGACAGGGAAUUUUUACUAGGAUUAAAUGUAAGGAAUUGUGAAAAACUGAGUUUAAAAGUAUUUGGCUAAGGUGUAUGUAAACUUCUGACUUCAACUGUAUAUAUAUAUAUUUUUUUGGCCGUUUGAAUUUAAAACAGUAAGGAACGAUUAGUUACCGGAGUGUAACUCCAGUUCUAUGAGUGGAGCAGAGCCCCAUAGGGGAGCUCUGCUCCUAGUGGUUUACCCUCUGCCCUAAGGCAGCAACAGCCUGAGACAAAAUUAUGCACACACCUGCAGCCAAUAGGAGCACAGGUGUCCCUAUAAGAGGGGAUGCCUCCCCUCAAUCAGCCUCCAGAGAUAUUUAUCUUCAGCGAGACUAGAGAGGGUCGGCAGGGCCUUAAGUCCUAUGGGGCUCCGCUCCACUCAUAGAACUGGAGUCACACUCCGGUAACUAAUCGUUCUAUAUCGUGGAGCUCCGCCCCAUAGGGGAGCUCUGCUCCUAGUGGUUUAAGGCGGAGCGUAGCGCUCCAAAAUGUACUCCCUGCCGAGCCUAACACUUCCCAUUAAAAAUGAAAAGGUCAGGCCUAGCAAUGGCUGCAACCAAUUCCUGCAGUACUGCAACUAAGAACCCAUACGGGCGUCACAAUAUACCGCGUCAUCGGUUAAAGACCCGCCCCACCUAGUUUAAUGGCAAUGCCAAUGACUAGUGGGCAGAUCACCAGAAUAGAAGCCAUACUAAUCUGUACUAGCAGAUAGAUGUGCCUCAAUAUCUUGUGAAAACACUACCGGCCACUAACGGAAUGACACCAAGUGUCACUCUACAUUGUGUACACGGUAGACCGCCUCACUCACUCAAUGGAAUCCCAGAGAUUAGUGGGCAGGAACAAACAUGGGUCAUACUAAACUGAACAAGCAGAUAGAUGACCUCACAUUCUGUCAAAUCAAUACAUGCCUCUACUGUACUGAACCUGUCAGUCAGGAGUCAUGCCACAAGAUAUGCUUUCCUAUCCAAAGCGGACCUGAUGGAAACCUGUGUCCAACGUCCUGCUUUUUCCUCUCUUUCUAGCUCAAGAUUCCCCUUAAGCUAUGCUGAGUACAAAUCGAGCCAGAGAGAUAGAAAGCCUAUCUAUCAAAAAACAUGUUUUCCUAACCAAAGCGGACCUGAUGGAAACCUGUGUCCAUAGUCCUGCUUUUUCCUCUCUUCCUGGCUCAAAAUCUCCUUUCAGCUAUGCUGAGUACAGACCGAGCCAAAGAGUUACAAAACAUAUCUAUCAAAAACACGUCUUCCUAACCAAAGCGGACCUGAUGGAAACCUGUGUCCACAGUCCUUCUUUUCCUCUCUUUCUUGCUCAAGAUCUCCCUUCAGCCACGCUGAGUACAGAUCGAGCCAAAGAGUUAGAAGACAUAUCUAGUAGAUAGAAACUGGAUAAAUGGAGACGGUGUCGACCAUGACGCUGCUCUACAAAUAUCCUCUACCCCUGUUCCUCUGAAAAGGGCAGUAGAAGCUGCUACUCCACGAGUGGAGUGAGCUCUGAUACCCUGAGGCAAUUGUCGCCCCGCUGCCUCGUAAGCUGUCUCAAUGCCUUCACAAAGCCAAUGAGACAAUUGCUGUUUUGAAAGUGGUCUACCUAAUGCAGCCGCACCGUGACACACAAACAGCUGAGGCGAUGACCUAAUCGCUGCUGUGCGCUCAACGUAACACGCCAAAGCGUGCACUGGGCACAGACAAUGAAGCUUUUCCUCACUCCUCUCCCUAUGAGGAGGGGGAGAAAAAGCCCACAACUCCACGGUCUGUGAUCUAUAUGCACUGCAAAUAACCUUCGGCACAAACGCCGGGUUAGGACGUAACACCGCUCUGCUCAGAUCGCCAUUAAUGGCAAGGCAGUCGGGUCUCGUCGACAGAGCACACAAAUCACUGACACGCUUAGCGGUAGUCAAAGCGAGCAACAGUGCCGUAUUCAUAGACACCAUCUUGAGGGGUAUUUGAUUCAAUGGCUCGAACGGCGACUUACAUAGCGCUUCGAGUACCAAAGCCAAAUCCCACUGGGGCAGCGUGGCUCUAGGCAUUGGCCUAAGCCGCCGCGUUCCCAAUAAGAAACGUUUCACUAGAGGGUGGCUGAACACAUUCGUUCCGCCAAACCCCUCAUGACCAGCUGAAAUCGCCGCUGCAAACACUCUAAUGGUGGAGGGCGAUUUCUGCUUAUCAAACAUAAACUGCAGAAAAGAGAGCACACUCUCAACCUGACAGUUCAUGGGGUCCACACCCUGUGUGUCACACCAUCGUGAAAAAACGUUCCAUCUGCUGGUAUACAUCCUAGAAGUGGAACCGGCUCGUGCACCCUGUAUGGUUCUGAUCACUGCAUCAGAUAACCCACGGCGCCUCAACCUGUCCCAUUCAGGAACCAAGCCUUCAGUGGUUGGCCGAUUAUGGGCAACUGCCCUAUCGAGCCUCCCGCCUGGGUCAACGCGUCCCGUCGAUGUGGAAUUGGCCAAGGUGGCGCAAUCAACAUCUGACUCAUCUCCGCAAACCACGGAGCCCCUGGUCGAUCGGGGGCUAUCAAUAUUAUUGACAGCCCUCCUGAUCUCACCCUGGCUAGCAGUGGGAGAAUGCAAGACAGCAGAGGGAAUGCGUACAGAAGAACUUUCGGCCACGGGUAGUGCGCGAAUGCGUCUCUUCCCAGUGGUGGUUCGUCCUGUUCCCUCAGGGAGAACCAUAGGGGACAUUGCGCGUUCACGCGUGACGCGAAUAGAUCCACCUCUCCCGAACUGUUCCCAAAUUUGGAGAACAAUGUCCGGAUGCAGACACCACUCGUCGUCUCGAGGACCCCCUCUUGACAUGAGGUCUGCCCCUACGUUCAAGUAGCCCGGAAUGUGUGCUGCUCUCAACGAGCGAAGGUGCUUGUGAGCCCACAGCCACAAUUCCUUUGCCGCCCGGUGGAGAACAGGAGACCUGACUCCUCCCUGGCGAUUUAUGUGAGCUACUGUGGUCCGGUUGUCUGACCAGACCAGCACAUCGCGACCCCGAAGGGUAGACGCGAAGUGGGUCAGAACCAGUCGAACCGUUUCCAACUCCAAGAGGUUUAUGUGACGACUCGAUUGAGGCCACACACCUCCUAUCGCUUGAGUCUGACAUGUCCCUCCCCAUCCAGUCAGAGAGUUAUCUGUGAACACUGGAAUGUAGGAUGACACCUUGCCCAUCGGGACUCCGUGCGUGAGAACGCUCGGAUUCCUCCAAUAUUCCAGGUCUGCUCUUAGUGAGAGAGGAACCACCACCAACCGAUGACGUUGACGCACUGGGUCUAGUCUUAGUUGGGCGAACCAUCGCUGUAUUCUGCGCAUGUGCAGAAGUCCCAGCGGAACCACAGAGUGGGCUGACGACAUGAGACCCAAAAGUGACAUGAUCGACAGCGCCGUCACCGUGUGAUUCGGACGACACCUCCUUAGGGCUAGCAACAAUGCUGCCCUUCGAGGGUCCGAAAUUCGAGCCCUCAUCAUUACAGUGUCUAGCUGUAAUCCCAGGUAGACAAUCUGAUGACUGGGCCAGGGCGCGCUCUUUUUCCAAUUCACAGCGAACCCCAGACGUGUGAGAUGAAUCACUGUCUGUGUCGUGUGAGUGAACGCCAGCUCUGCUGACGGGGCGAGAACCAGCAGGUCGUCUAGGUAGGCUAAUAGCCGUAUCCCCUGACGACGCAACGGUUCCAAUGCCGCCUACACAUUUGGAAAACGUUUGAGGUGCCAGAGCGUACCCGAAUGGCAUCCUCGUGAACUCGUACGCCACCCCUUGAAAGGCGAACCGCAGAAACCUCCUGUGACGCGAUUGUAUCGGCACAUGGAAGUACGCGUCCUUUAGGUCUAUGCUUGUACAAAAGUCUCCUUUUUGGACACAUUCCAGUAGACGUUUUGUCGUCAGGAUUCGGAAGGGCCGUUUGGUUAUGCUCUCGUUGAGAAUGCGUAAAUCCAAAAUCGGCCUCACUCCCCCCGUCUUUUUGGGCACUAGGAAAUAAGGCGAAUAUAGCCCCUUGUUCCUUUGCUCCCGGGGAACUACUGUGACCGCCUCCUUCGCCAAAAGUUCCGUAAUCUCUGACAUCAGAGCGGCCACUUUGUCUGGCGUUUUCAUCACCGUCUCCACCACUCCCCUGAACGGGGGUGGGGUUCGAUGGAAUUGGAGGGCAUAACCCUUCUGCAACGUCUGUUCUAGCCAGCGUGAGAGGGUACAGCUUCGCUGCCACUGCCAGCAAUGCAGAGAAAGCGGGCGCGCGCGAGCGAAGCUGUGGUGCAUUCAGUAGGAAGGACCUGUAUUCUUCUAUGGCCCUCGCCGCCGCUAUUCCCCAGCACUGGGUUGGUGGAAUAGCCCAAGGCGGGCCCCCUUCGAAAGGGAGAGGAAACAUCAGCACGUUCUGAGAGAAUCGGAGGCCUUGAUAUGUUAGUUACGUCUGUAACUCUAGUAUUCCGGCCCUCCGUGAACGUAGCACGGGCUUGAGCUGCACUGACUGAGGUAUUAACCUGAGACAGAGCGCCCUCCCCGGAAAGCAAUUGCGUCAUCACGCCAUUGUCUGACCGAGACUGCUGCUUGCCAUGAGAGCCGUCCACUGCAGUACUCAUCAGAGUCUGGAAAGUGUGGUCUCUAACUGGUACCACAAGGUGGCGCCACAAUACCUAUUUUUCACUAGUCUCAUGAGAUUGCUCAACUGCACACUCUAGGUGUGGUGAGCUGUACUCAGAGUAGUGGGUAUUGUUACAUUCUGAAUUGACCGGGGGCGCCAAUACAUUGGUUACACCUGUAACUCUAGUAUUUCGGCCCUCCGUGAACGUCGCACGGGUCUGAACUGCGCUGGCUGAGGCAUUAGCCUGAAGCAAGGCGUCAUUCCCAGCUAGCGGCUGCGUCUUCAUGUCAUACUUAGACUGAGACAGCUGCCUGCUAUGUGAGACCUUUACUACAGAGCUCCUAGGAGUCUGUAGUGUACGAUCUUUAUUAGGUGAGCUAAGGCUACGCCUUGCUGCCCUUUUCUCCUUCCUCUCCUGUGUGUGUUCAACUACGCACCUUCGGUGGGUUGAACUACACUCAGGAUGGUGGGAGAAAAUCAUGGGGCGUGAAGUACUCUGAACGUUUUGCAACGUGUCAUGGAAAAGGGGCUCUUUUGUGACAAUGCCCUGAACAAUAGGGUGGGGGGGAACAGUGGGCUCUGUCGCGUCCAGCGCCGAGCCGCCAGCCGUCCUCUCCCCCUCGUCCCGUCAUUGGCGCCGUCUCUUCUGGCUGACCUUCUGGUGCUGCCAGGACGGUUUCAUGACGACCUCUCUCGCCGGCGGAAUCGUCGCAACCACUGCCGUCGCUGGGGGGGCCGAGCCCGCUCGCCUGCUGUCAGUGGUCGGCGUCUGUCGCCUGGCCCGUCGCCUCCCUGUAGAUCUACUGGGGGCGUUAGAGGGUGGUGGGUUAGCUGAUGCCUGGCUAGACUUCCUUGCCAACGGCAGGUAUUUAGCCAGGUGCUUCCUUUCCUCGUCGAGCUUACCGAAUCGCUCCGUCGCCUCUUUAACGGCGACCCCAAAGAGGCCCUCGCUAGAGAGGGGAGCGUUCAGCAGCGAGGCUCUGUCCGUCUCCUUCAUGGCCGUCAUGGACAGCCAGAGGUGACGUUCCAUGACCACCGAAGUGGCCAUGGACCGGCCUGCACAUAUCGCCGACGCCUGUGUCAGGUGAAGAAUAGAGCCAGAAAUCCUGGACGCCUCUUCAACCUCCUCGCUGGUCAACUCAGACCUACCCGUUGUUAGACGGGAUAGGGAGGCCGCGAGGAGGGCAAUGUUGUUAGCUGCUGACACAGCCUGGGCUCCCAGCGUAAAGGACUUCUCAGCCAGCUGUGCUGUGAGUCUGUCCUUUUGUGCUGGCAAGGUGGCUUUCUUGGAGGCCGCCCAGAGACUCGAACCCGGCACUAGAUACGCCGCCAUGGCGCUCUCGAGCCUAGGGAUUCCCUUGGCAGCCCACUCAUGUCCAGCCACUCUCGUGAAUGGGGAGUACACCCUGGCCGGUGAACGCGCCGCCAGGGGUGCUUCCCACGAGCCCUCGACAUACUUCCCAAGAGAAGGCAUAGCAGGAGCCAGUGGCUCAGCUGCCUUUCUCGGUCGAGAGUAAGGGCCGCCCUCCAUCAUAUCAACCUCCACAGGGGGCAGCGCUAUCUCUAGUCGCUUAGCGGCUCUCUCAAUGAGUCCAGGGAAGUCCGAACGCAGAGAGGCCGCUGCGAAGGACAGGGCUACUGACGUGUCAGAGCCCGUGUCGUCAUCGCACAAGGAGCCAUAAGACCUCUCACUCCCCAAAGGGAAGGGGGUCUUGAAGGUCUGCGUCAGAGGGUCGGAUUGUUCCAUUGGAACAUCCAUCUCUGCGUCCCUCUCCUUGUCAUCCCCUGAGUCAGCGCUGUCCGACGACGCCUCUGAAGCAGAGGCGAGAAGAGACAGUACAUCCUCUAGGGGGAUAUCCUCCCUAAAAAACGCCCAACGCUGCUUCCUCACCUUCAUAGGAAGGAGGGCGCAGGAGGCGCAAUUAGGGGGAUUGCCGGUCCCGUCCUUGGCAUGCUGCGGCCCCAAACACACGAAACAAAGGUCGUGGGGGUCCGCAGACGCCAUGGAGGUGCAUCGGCACUGAGCCCUGAAAAGGGCUUUUGGGGGUGGAAAAUCUCCCGGUGUGCUCAUUCUAGAAGACGUCGAUGGCUGGCUCAUCGACGGCGAUUUCUUCCUGAGUCUUCUACUUCGUCUCUUCUUGGCUUCUUCAGUCUAGUCGUCCAGUCGCUGAAGAUAAAGGGAGGCUGAUUGAGGGGAGGCAUCCCCUCUUAUAGGGACACCUGUGCUCCUAUUGGCUGCAGGUGUGUGCAUAAUUUUGUCUCAGGCUGUUGCUGCCUUAGGGCAGAGGGUAAACCACUAGGAGCAGAGCUCCCCUAUGGGGCGGAGCUCCACGAUAUAGAACUUAAUUGUUACCCAGAAAUGAUUCGAUAUUGAGAUAAAAAUGGCUGCAUUGGACCUUUAAUGUUUAUGUUCUGUCCCCACCCUUUAGUCCAACCCUUUCAGAAAAAGGAUCUGUCACGUAUUCUCAACGUCUGAUAUGAAAGAUGGAAGUCUCACCUUUGAGGACUUCCUUGAUCUCUUGAGUGCCUUCAGUGAUUCAGCUACACUGGAAAUCAAGUCCCACUAUGCAUUCCGCAUUUUUGGUAAUACAAUUUUGACUUUCUUAGGCCUGUAUAUGUAUGUAGUGUAUUCAUGGUUGUCUGGCAGUGUGUGGAGGGCUGGUGAAAACAUUAAAUUGGUAUUGUUUUGUCUGUUCAGACUUUGAUGAUGAUGGCACUCUGGAUAGUGGGGACCUGGAGAAGCUGGUGAACUGUCUGACUGGUGAGACAGAUGACACAAGGCUUACCCCUGAAGAGAUGAGGCAGCUCAUCAGCAAUGUGAGUUAACAGAUUAUGGCCACUAUUGCCUGGUUCUUUCCAAUGUGGGCCUACCUCAGGGGAGACCAUAAACUGGGAAGAGCAUCAGCCUAGCCUAUAGCAGCAGCUCUGGCAGAUUUGAAUACUGUCUCAAAGCAGGAAAUUGCAUUGCUGAGUAUGAUCUAUAGUCAUAUCGCUGAGUCUACCUUUCAGGUCUCCAUUUGCAAUCUCCAAGGCUAAAACAAUUACUUAUUUACAAUAUUGCAGAUUCUUGAAGAGUCAGAUAUUGACAAAGAUGGGACUGUGAAUCUGUCAGAGUUCCAACACGUCAUCUCAAGGUCUCCAGAUUUCGUCAGGUCAGUACAAAUCUGAUUAGAAUACUCUUCAUAAUCUCUACAUUGCACCUAUGAGCCUCCCUCUAAUGCUCUGUGUUGUUCUCCAGUUCUUUUAAGAUUGUUCUG